AUGGAGUAUUCGACUAACGAUAUCGCAGCAGCGAGGAGCUUGCAGUUUGCCACGUGGACAUUUUUGCUUCGAUCACACUGGAACAAGACGAAAUGCCUCUAUAUCAUUACACGAUACCUCCCCUUUAUCUUUCUGGCCACGGAUCUAUCUAUGUACUUUACCCCGAAUGAGAACCUAGGUAAAUGCCGGGCGUUGAACAAUGUUAGCUCAGUGUUAGGCAUGCUAUUAUUCAGUUGCUCCGAUUGUAUAUCUCGUUCCCCCGUAUUAAUCGUGCUCGCAGCUAUCGUGUGCACAUCUUUCAUGCAAGUAGCACAAUCCCGGGAAUUACAGGGUGCUACCAGAGUUCAACCAGUUACCAGUCCUUCAUACCAUUUCUUCUCCUUUUCGUGUUCCAACUGGAACUGGCGGAUAGACUCAAGCCGUCUUGCUCUCGGUAACGAACAUAAUCGUAUCACUGCUCCUCCAGAACCCCUAUCCGGUCAUUUCGUUUGA
This is a messenger RNA of Suillus discolor, 492 nucleotides long. RefSeq lists its product as uncharacterized. Bases 1 to 492 code for a protein of 163 amino acids. The record is from RefSeq and is a predicted model, not a curated record. The transcript is spliced from 10 exons. Lineage: Eukaryota; Fungi; Basidiomycota; Agaricomycetes; Boletales; Suillaceae.